Messenger RNA from Rubroshorea leprosula, 1858 nucleotides. Lineage: Eukaryota; Viridiplantae; Streptophyta; Magnoliopsida; Malvales; Dipterocarpaceae. The record is from the annotation of a GenBank genome assembly.
GCCGAUGGCGUUCGCUUUAUUGCCUCUGAGAAUUACUCAUCUUGAAUUGGGUAACGAAUUGUGAUCUGUCGUAAACAGUUUCUGUGUCCUACUCAAGCUCUAGGAUGUUAAGAACAAAAUUGAUUUUAGUUUUCAGCCUCAUGGCUCUUGCUUUGUCUCUCUGUCCUGAUGCCUGUAUGGCUAGAGCCAAAAACAAGCCUUGCCCCUCUUUUUCUUCUUGCGGCAACCUUAAUAUUACAUACCCUUUCCGAUUGAAUACCGAUCCUGUUGAGUGUGGUUUGCCGGGGUAUGAACUCGUAUGUGAGAACAAUCGCACAACUUUGGUCACAAAACUGGGCAAAUUCCUUGUUAAGAAUAUCAGAGAAGUUAAUGAAUAUACCAGUUCUGGUAUUGACUCAGACGGAAAAUCAUUUGUUGGGAGGAAGUAUACAGUCCGAUUGGUCGAUCCCAGUCUUCCGAGAGAUAAGUGCUCCAUUCCUCGCAGUUCCCUUCUUUGCGACCCAUGUUGUUAUUUUUCCGGUGACAUUAUGUAUAUUCUAAAUUGCAAUAUAGCAAUGAACUCAUCACUUUAUGUUGAUGCCUCAGCUUGCACCAAUAGAUCUUCCCCUCCAUACACCUACUUUUUUCUUUUCAAUCAUAAAACCAAGGCAUCUGAUUUCAAUGAGUCAUGCAGAAUUGAAGCACAGUUUCCGUUUUCGCUGUCUAAUAUAGCAGACGUCUCUGCUUCUUAUUUUUAUCAUAAGCUGCUAGAGGGCUAUGAAAUCGAUGAUUCUUGGUUCUCCUCUAGAAACUGCCCCGGGGAAAAAAUUACAUUGAAGGUGAUAUUACAAUCAGUGAAGAAUGCGUUGGAAUCGUUUCUAAACAGCUUUUCAUUUUUCCUUCCCGGUGGCCGCCAUCUAAUGGAUAAUUAUGCACCAACGAGUACAUAUAUCAAAUGUAUUGCAACAACAGGAGCAAUUAUAUUAGCUAGAGCUCUGCUUGGGAUAUCCAUCUUGCUUGCAAUCAUUGUGUACAAAUUGAGGAGGAGGCAUUUGUCUGUGGAUGAUACACUUGAAGAGUUCCUUCAAAAGCAGAAUAAUUUCAUGCCUAUCAGGUACACAUAUUCAGAAAUAAAGAAGAUUACUGGAAGUUUCAAGAAUAAAUUAGGUCAAGGAGGUUAUGGUUCAGUUUUCAAAGGGAAACUUCGAAGUGGCCAUUUUGUAGCAAUAAAAUUACUGAGCACGUCAAAAGGUAAUGGCCAAGAUUUCAUCAAUGAAGUUGCUACCAUGGGAAGGAUUCAUCAUGCUAAUGUCAUGCAACUUAUUGGAUUUUGUGCUGAAGGAUCUAAGCAAGCCUUGGUAUAUGACUUCAUGCCCAAUGGGUCUUUGGACAAAAUCAUAUUUUCAAUGCAAAGCAAUACGUCUUUAAGUUGGCAAAAAAUGUUCGAGAUUGCUCUUGGGGUUGCUAGGGGGAUUGAAUACUUGCAUAGGGGAUGUGAAAUGCAAAUUUUACAUUUUGACAUCAAGCCUCACAAUAUCCUUUUGGAUGACAAUUUUAAUCCAAAAGUUUCUGACUUUGGCCUUGCAAAAUUGUAUCCUAUAGAUGACAGUUUUGUAUCUCUCACAGCAGCAAGAGGAACACCAGGAUAUAUUGCUCCAGAGUUAUUCUACAAGAACAUUGGAGGGAAGUCAACAGACAAGAAUCUUCCUUCUAUUUUCAAGUUAUGCAUUGCUUAUGCUGCAGCUUACACAAUGCCAUGUGAGCAAUGACAUGAACUACUGUCAAUCUAACUAAUGGGUUUUUUUAAGUAGAUGAAAUUGAUAUAAUUUUGGAAGCUUAAUAGACAACUUUAGAAAAAAAAUAAAAAUUUUAGAUUAAA